Messenger RNA from Entrophospora candida, 469 nucleotides. The record is from the annotation of a GenBank genome assembly. NCBI's taxonomy places the organism in Eukaryota, Fungi, Glomeromycota, Glomeromycetes, Entrophosporales, Entrophosporaceae.
GUGUUGGUCCAAUCAAACCAUGGGGAGUUGUCCAGCAAUGGUUUUUUAGGACAACAACACAUGAUGGACUUAAGGACAAAUUAGGAUCAACUCAUGUACCUUUAUUUUAUAAAAAUAAAGAAAAUUCAGAUAAAAAUGAAGAAAAUUCAGGCAAAAAUGAAACGGAUGUUGGUGAAAAUGAAAGGAAUGCAUUAAUAGAUGAUGAUUGUGAAGAAACUGAUGCAUCAACAACUACAGAAAAUGAUAAAAAUCAUCAAGCCGCUAUAGACAUUGAUACACCAACGGCUACUACAAAUUAUGAAAUAGUUCCAGAAAUUGAUGAAUCAACAACUACUACAAAUGAUAAAGAUAAUGAACUGUCUUUAAUGAAAAAGCAACUUGAUAGCGUAAAACAUGAACUGUCUGAAACGAAACAACAACUUAACGCUCUAAUAGAGCUUCUUAAACACCAUGUUGUUAAAAUUCCUCA